UUUGGUUGGCUAUGGUCAUAUUUGGUGGGGCCAGAACAGAAGUUUUAUGUUGCCUUUCCACUGAAGUGUGAUCGAAGAGAAACAAGUUAGCCAUGGCGAGUGUUUCGUAUCAUAUCUCCAAUCUUUUGGAGAAGAUGACAUCUAGUGACAAAGAUUUUCGUUUUAUGGCCACAAAUGACCUGAUGUCUGAGCUCCAGAAGGAUUCUAUCAAGUUGGAUGAUGAUAGCGAAAGAAAGGUUGUCAGAAUGCUGUUGAAAUUGCUUGAAGAUAAAAACGGGGAGGUGCAAAAUCUUGCAGUCAAAUGUCUCGGUCCACUGGUUUCCAAGGUGAAGGAGUAUCAAGUUGAAACCAUCGUGGAUAAUCUGUGUAACAACAUGCUUUCAGAGAAGGAGCAGCUGCGGGAUAUAUCCAGCAUUGGUCUGAAGACGGUGAUUAACGAACUGCCUCCCGCGUCCAGCCCGCUGGCCGCCAAUAUCUGUAAGAGCAUUACAGGACGGUUGACCAAUGCAAUAGCCAAGCAAGAAGAUGUGUCUGUCAAAUUAGAGGCUUUGGAUAUACUAGGAGAUCUUCUCAUCCGAUUCGGAGGAUUGUUGAUGAGCUUCCACUCUGCAAUACAGAGUGCUCUCCUGCCUCAGCUGAACAGUCCUAGGAUGGCUGUACGUAAGAGAGCUAUCCUAGCGCUAGGCCAUUUGGUCAUGAGCAGCAGCAAUAAGCUGUUCGCCGAUCUGAUGGAGUUCCUUAUGAACGAGCUCAGAGAAAACCAGAAUCCAUCCACUACCAGGACAUACAUUCAGUGUAUUGGUGCUAUCAGUCGCCAUGCGGGUCACCGAGUAGGAGAACAUUUGGAGAAGAUAAUGCCACUGGUUGUGAAAUUCUGCAGGGUUGAUGACGAUGAUGAACUACGUGAAUACUGCAUCCAGGCCUUUGAAUCCUUUGUCAGACGUUGUCCAAAAGAAGUCUCCCAACAUGUCUCAACGAUCAUUGAGUUGUGCCUGCAGUACAUCUGCUAUGAUCCCAAUUACAACUAUGAGAGUGACGAGGAUGAAGACGCCAUGGAUGCAGAUGCCGAAGAGGAGGAAGAGGGAGAGUCGGAUGAUGAGUACAGUGAUGAUGAUGAUAUGAGUUGGAAGGUACGCCGCUCUGCAGCUAAAUGCUUAGAGGCAAUCGUCGGCUCCAGACAUGAAAUGCUCAAUGAGUUCUAUCGGGCGGUCUCUCCAGCUCUUAUUUCAAGAUUUAAAGAGCGUGAGGAAAAUGUCAAGUCCGACAUCUUUCAUGCCUUCAUAACCCUUCUCAAGCAGACCAAACCAAUAGUGACUGGAUUUUAUGAUCCAGACUCCAUGGAACAUGAGGAGGGGCCAAUUUCAAUGUUGAGGCUGCAGGUGCCAGACAUUGUUCGGGCUUUGCACAAGCAGAUGAGGGAGAAGAGUAUCAAGACUCGUCAAGGCUGUUUCUCACUGCUGACUGAGUUGAUUAGCGUCUCACCAGGUGCACUGGCAGAACACAUCCCGGCCGUUAUACCUGGCAUACAGUUCUCACUGGGGGACAAGAACAGCAGUUCCAAUAUGAAGAUUGACACCUUGUCAUUUCUCAACUGUCUGAUGGUCAACCAUAACCCUCAAGUUUUCCACCCCCAUAUGGCCGUCAUUGUGCCCCCCGUUGUGUCAGCAGUCGGGGAUUCCUUCUACAAGAUCACCUCAGAAGCUCUGUUGGUCACACAGACUAUUGUCAAAGUCAUCAAGCCACUCAAUUCAGAGGCAACAUUUGACUAUGGUCCAUAUGUAUUGGAUUUGUACAGCUGUACAUUGAUGAGACUGAAGGCUGCCGACAUUGAUCAAGAGGUCAAGGAGAGGGCCAUCUCUUGCAUGGGCCAGGUGUUGUGCAAUCUCGGUGAUCAUCUUCAGUCAGAGUUGAGCACCUGUCUUCCGAUCUUCUUGGACCGUCUGAAGAAUGAGAUAACACGGCUGACCACUGUGAAGGCGCUGACAAUGAUUGCCGGCUCCCCUCUGAAGAUUGACAUCACGCCUAUAUUGGUAAAAGGAGUUCCGAUCCUGGCGUCGUUCUUGCGCAAAAACCACAGAGCACUCAAGUUGUCCACUCUCACAGCUCUGGAUAUGCUUCUCCAGAACUAUGGAUCGGCCCUUACGAUGCCCAUGGUGGACGGCAUCUUGGCAGAGUUGCCCCCCCUUAUCAGUGACAGUGACCUCCAUAUCUCCCAGUUGACCCUUCACCUGUUGACCUCGGUGUGCCGCGUUCACCCAACCAACGCUGCCAAGACCAGAGAUGCCAUCUUGCCCGCCAUUCUGUCCUUGAUCAAAUCCCCCCUUCUGCAAGGUGGUGCCCUUCAUGCCAUGCUUGAGUUCUUCCAGUCACUGGUGGCUACCAACACCCCUGGUCUGGGAUUCCAAGGUCUACUACAGAUGCUCUCUCUGCCUAUCUACAGUCCCCCCGACACCCAGUCCCCAUCCUAUGCAGUACAUAAGCAGGCGUUUCACUCUAUCGCGAAGUGUGUGGCUGCACUGACCAUCUCCUGUGCAUCUGAAGGUUCUAUCGUUGUCAAUCAGUUUGUCAAUGAUGUUAAGAAUCCUAAGUCGUCAGACUCUGUGCAGCUCUUUGCUUUGUUGUCGCUGGGAGAAAUUGGUCGACAUGUUGAUUUGAGUGGUCAUCCAGAAUUGCAGAAGGUCAUUGUGGAUUCCUUCUCUGCCCCUAGUGAAGAGGUCAAGACGGCUGCCUCAUUUGCUCUAGGCAACGUGAGCGUUGGCAAUUUGCCUCAGUAUUUGCCUUUUGUUCUUGAUGAGAUUGAGAAUCAACCCAAGAGACAGUAUCUCUUGCUACACUCAUUGAAAGAGAGCAUCACCCCUACCGCAGUGGACCACCUCAAACCAUUUGUUGGCAGCAUUUGGACCAUGCUGUUCAAGCAUUGUGAGUGCUCCGAAGAAGGGACUAGGAAUGUAGUCGCUGAGUGCCUUGGUAAGCUGACGCUCAUCGAUCCGCAGACAUUACUUCCUCAACUCAAGGAGUGUCUGUCCUCAGAAUCUGCAUUCACCAGGAGCACUGUGGUGACUGCUGUGAAAUUCACUAUAUCUGACCAGAGUCAGCCCAUUGACCCCCUUCUCAAGAGUUGCAUCCAAGAUUUCUUGAGGACCAUGGAAGAUCCCGAUCUGAACGUUCGCCGGGUGUCUCUGGUCACGUUCAACUCGGCGGCACACAAUAAGCCAUCGUUAAUACGAGACCUGCUGGAUCAGAUAUUGCCGAAUCUCUACAACGAAACUAAAGUCAGGAAAGAGUUGAUUCGGGAAGUAGAAAUGGGUCCUUUCAAACAUACAGUGGAUGAUGGCUUGGACAUCAGAAAGGCGGCCUUUGAGUGCAUGUAUACCCUGCUAGACUCCUGUCUGGAUAGACUCGACAUCUUUGAAUUCCUCAACCACCUAGAGGAUGGUUUGAAGGAUCAUUAUGAUGUCAAGAUGUUGACGUACUUGAUGUUAGUGAGACUGUCAACGUUGUGCCCACCCGCGAUUCUGCAACGUCUGGACAGAUUAAUUGAGCCAUUAAGGAACACCUGUACAACCAAGGUUAAGGCCAAUUCGGUCAAGCAGGAGUUUGAGAAGCAAGAUGAAUUGAAGCGGUCAGCCAUGCGGGCUGUAGCCUCCCUGCUCAGCAUCCCAGACAGCGACAAGAAUCCUCAGCUGACGGAGUUUGUGGCUCAGAUCCGCUGCAACCCUGAGAUGUGCAGCAUGUUUGACAGCAUUCAGAAGGACAGCUCCCUGACCAGCGCAGAUUCCCUGAUGGAUACCAGCUGAAUUAUGCUUUGAAAGCAUCAGACUCCCUGAUGGAUACCAGCUGAAUUAUGCUUUGAAAGCAUCAGAGUCUGCUUGCAGUGCUCGCUUCUGCAUCUCCCUCGACAAAUGUAAUAUACCUUUUUUCUCUAAGAUACCCUGAGAAUUUACCAGUGUUGCUGAUAUCAACAGCAAGACCUAGGAAAUCAGGAUUUGUCCGUCAGACAGUGUCAUAAUUUUAAGGACUAAAACGUAACAGGAGUAAGUCAGAUUUCAACUCGUGUGCAUAUUUUGACAAUACAACCCAAAACGUGAUCUGUACUGAAGUACAGUUGAGUGUUGAUACCUGUAGCAAACACAAUGGGGCUCAUAAAAGAAACUAACCUUCAGGGUACCAUGUCAAUAUAUACAGACUUUAAGGUGGUUGCCCAGUUCAUGUUAACACUGACAGUUUUUUUAUUUGAGGCUUUCUGUGCACCUGCUGCCGACAUGGCUGUAAUAUUGUUAAAGAAAGUAGAGAGCGCUCAGAAAAUCCCAUUGGAUUAGCAACAUUUGCUAAGACUGAACAGACCAUGUGCUAAUUCACCCUGGGUUUGUCUUGUCAGCAGUGCUCAUACAUAAUCAAUGACCCUGAAUAUAGAGUGGCAUUCCGUUUACCGUGUUCUGUAUUUAUGCUUGAGAAUGCAUUCUCAUGGAAUUACUGGUGCUUUGCAGUUGCUUGACAUGAAUUGUGUACACAUAAUUUUCCAGGGCAAGGGGGGGAUUUUAAUUGUAACCUAUUGUUCGUUGUAGUGGUAUCCAUCUUUGACACAUUAUGCUGGAUUGGGAGGUAACACUUAGUGCUUAACCCGUCCAAUUACACUAGUGCGACUGAUACGCGUAACUUGUAAAACACUGAUUUAACCCUAAAAGUCCUCAGUCCUCCAACAGGUGAAGGAUUAAGGAGUGUUAGGGUUAAGGAUCAAACUCACCACUGAUGGAUGGCCAAAUUUUCAAGAUUAAAAUCUGAAUUGUAUCACUAUAAUUAUAAUUGGUAACUCAACCAUACAUAAAUUGAGGUUGACGCUGACCCUCAGGUUGAUGUAAAAAGCUACAUUGCAUAAGGAAGAUGGAGAUGUUCUUGUAUUUGCUUUUGGCUCACGAUAGAGCUGAAUAGAUCCACGACUUACAUAGCCCUUUCACCGUUAAUAUACUAGAUCUAAUAUGGACAGAAAUUUGUAAUCGCAUUUUAAAUGUGAGAACACGUAGACAUUUCUGUUUUCUGAAAGACAUGAAUUUUUGGUGCAGAGCAUAAUCAACUAUUAUAGUUAAUUGACAGAAGAGGACGUACAUGAAAGAUUAGCAAGUUAACUUUUAUUUAAGAACCCUCUGCUUUUUAUGCAAAAUACUAAUGUUUACUUAACCCUGACACUCCUCAGUCCUCCAACAGGUGAAGGAUUGAGGAGGGUUAGGGUUAAAAAAGUCAGAGUAGACAUUUUGCAGGUGUUUUUUUUUGGGGGGGAGAGGGUUAGUUCUCUGUAUGUCAGGUGAUCUAAGCCAUCAUUUGGUUGAACCGUAGAAUGUAUUAUAUUUAGUCCAUUUGGGCAUGUGUCCACACCAUGAAACUAAAGGAAGCUUUAUCCCAUGGCUGGCACGUACAUGCGGUCCAUGUGUAUGAUCACCAGUCGUGUAUUGUCCGACACCUACAUUACCCUCGUAAAGCAUUAUUGUACAAACAUUGAGUAGCAGGGGAAGGACUUGUUCUCAAGUUUUUGCCAGUGACAGAACACCUGGUUUGUGGGUACAAGAAUGGAGCACAUGCAAUUGGGCAUGCACAUUUGCAGAGCUGCUGAACAAGAAACCUGUGCUUGCAACAGAAAGAGUAAGGGUUACUGGAAGAUGUUCAUUGAAAGUGAAAUAGUCCCUAGUUGAUGUCCAGUGAAGAUUCCUUAUUUCUGUCAUUUUGAUUACAUUGCCUUGAUGAUUCAAAUUAUUCGUGGCGACCAUUUCACUUUACUUGAGACAGUCCCGUUACUCUGUUGCUCGUUAAGGGGAUGCACAAACAUGCAUUCAUUUUCACUCAAACGUACCUGCGCUUUGAGGGGCAUGUCCACAUCAGAAACUGUGACACAACUUUGUGGCAAUUUUAACACCAGCUCGCUAUGUGCAUAGAACAACCAGGCAGCUGUACUGGAAAUUCUAUGUCACAAUAACCAUAGUGUCACCCUCAUAAAUCUUUCUGGCUAUGUUAACAUUAGCAAAGUGUUCCGGCAAGUAUUAUGAAUAAUGAUGCAUACUAAGUCAUUAAAGAUCCUGAUGUUCAGCUAAACUUGUACAUAAUUAACAGUUUGACUUUCCACUGAAGGUUUAAGAGUCUGGUGGGUGUUUUGCCAGAACUCCAGUGAUAAACAUUCAAUUUAAUUUUAAACCUGUUGGUAAUUAAGCAACCCCUCUUUCUUGUGAGGUGAAGUAGUUAAUUUGUUGGCAAGUUAUCUGACAGCAACUUUGCAAAAUCUGAGCUUCGCUAGUUUUCACAUUAAAUGAAGAAAAAACAACACAUUUAAA
Messenger RNA from Acanthaster planci (crown-of-thorns starfish), 6317 nucleotides. RefSeq names its product cullin associated and neddylation dissociated 1 (gene cand1). Gene Ontology annotation, biological process: SCF complex assembly. Lineage: Eukaryota; Metazoa; Echinodermata; Asteroidea; Valvatida; Acanthasteridae. The record is from RefSeq and is a predicted model, not a curated record.